AUGCAACGGUUUGAGGUGUGUGGAAGAACAGGGGGGGAGAGCCCUCUGUGGGUGGACGAGUUGCGAGAUGGCGUGACGGUUUUUGAGUCGCCUCAAAUGGGAGGAGGAGCAAGCACGGUGCAGCAGCCUGAGGCGUGUGGAAGAACAGGGGGGAAGAGCCCUCCGUGGAUGGACGAGUUGCGAGAUGGCGUGACGUUGGGGGAAGAUGUUGAGGGGAGAUAUGAUGUGGCAUGUAGGGAUAGUGAGGAUUGGUGGGGAGGUGAGGAGUGGAGGGGUGGAGAGGAGAGAAGGGGAGGGGAGGAGGGGAGGGUAGGAGUGAGUGAUUGUGGAGAAGGAAGAGCAGCAGGGCUUGAGGGGAAUACAGAAGGGGGGAUGGAGAGCGGUGCAGGUGGGUGGAGAGGAAGAAACAAUUUGCCACGAUGGGAGGAAGGGGCGAUUUUGGAGGGUUGUGAGGGGUUGAAUGCUGUACCUGGUAUUGAUGGCAGGAGUGGGGCUGGCAGGAGUGGCAGAGAAGAAAGCAAUUUGGGGGUGGCUCAGAAAGGCGGCCGGAGAGGGAGGAAUGGCAGCAGCAGUGGCGCCGAUAAGGGCGCGGCAGAGAGUGAGAGCAUGAGAAGGAAAGAGAUGGAGCGAGGGAAGCGGGAAGCAGAGAGGGAGAGGAAGAAGCAGGAAAAGGCUGCGCUGGCCGAAGAGAAGAAGAGGAAGAAGCAGGUAGUGCAGGAAGAAAGGUUGGGCAAGGAGAGGGCACAGAGAGAGGUGCAGGAGAGGAGGGGGGCGGUCUGGGAGGUGGAGGGGUGGGAGAAGGGCCGCGAUGCUGUGAGCAAGGCCACCACACUUAUUGAUGACAGAAUGCCCAAAGACGCUUUAGCGCCUCAAAAGGGAGUCAGAAAGGGAGGUGGAGGGGUGGGAGAGAAGGGCCGCGAUGCUGUGAGCAAGGCCACCACACUCAUCGACAACCGAAUGCUCAAAGACGCUCUGUUAGCGUUAGAGCGCACUCUCUCCGAUCGUGGAUAUCCCUUCACCAUCACUCGUAACCCCGUGCCUGCGUCUCUGCUCUGGCUUCUCAGACAUCUCAAAAGUCCCCUCCCUCUUCCCCUCACCCCCCCUGCCUCCCGUUUCUUCCCGAGUGCAGCAGCGUUAGAGCGCACUCUCUCCGAUCGCAACCCCGUGCCUGCCUCUCUGCUCUGGCUUCUCAGACAUCUCAAAAGUCCCCUCCCUCUUCCCCUCACCCCCCCUGCCUCCCGUUUCUUUCCGAGUGCAGCAGCGUUAGAGCGCACUCUCUCCGAUCGCAGAUAUCCCUUCACCAUCACUCGUAACCCCCUGUGCAUUCGGCAGCAGUGGGCGGCAGGCAUGGUGGUGGUGAUGGGCGGGGAGUGCCUGGUGGAUCUGCUUCAGAGAGGCGUGCUCUG
Messenger RNA from Closterium sp. NIES-65, 1406 nucleotides. The record is from the annotation of a GenBank genome assembly. NCBI's taxonomy places the organism in Eukaryota, Viridiplantae, Streptophyta, Zygnematophyceae, Desmidiales, Closteriaceae.